This is a messenger RNA of Acanthosepion pharaonis, 792 nucleotides long. The record is from the annotation of a GenBank genome assembly. Lineage: Eukaryota; Metazoa; Mollusca; Cephalopoda; Sepiida; Sepiidae.
AUGCAAAAGUACUACACACCGGCUCAUCGCAACAGCUCAUUUCAUCCGCUCACCCUACCUGCUCAUCCUAACCGCUCAUCUCACCCUCUCAUUUCACUCGUUCAUCUUAUCUGCUUAUCCCAUCUGCUCAUCCCACCCCCUCAUUUUCACUCAUUUCUCACCCACUCAUACCACCAACUCAUCUCACCCGCUCAUCUCAUCCGCUCAUCGUACCCGCUCAUCGCACCCACACGUCCUGCCCGCUUAUCCCACCCGUUCAUUCCAUUCGCUAUCUCAUCCACUCAUCCGCUAAUCUCACCCACUCAUACCACCAACUCAUCUCACUCGCAUAUCCGCUCACAUCACCCGCUCAUCUCACCCGCUCAUCGUACCCGCUCAUCGCACCCACACAUCCUGCCCGCUUAUCCCACCCGUUCAUUCCAUUCGCUAUCUUAUCCACUCAUCCGCUCAUCUCACCCGCUCAUCCCACCCGCUCACAUCACCCGCUCAUCCCGCCUGCUCAUCCCACGCGCUCAUCCCACCCGUUCAUCUCAUCCGGUCAUCUCACCCGCUCAUCCCAUCUGCUCAUUUCCCUCGCUCAUCUCACCCACUCAUACUCACUCGUAUAUCCGCUCACAUCACCCGCUCAUCCCACCCGCUCAUCCCACCCGUUCAUCUCACCUGCUCAUCGCACCUCCUCAUCCUGCCCGCUUAUCCCACCCGCUCAUUCCACUCGCUAUCUCAUCCACUCAUCUUAUCCGCUCAUUCCACCUGCUCAUUCCACCUGCUCAUUCCACCGGCUCAUCUCACUAG